AUGGCAGACAAUGUGGAAUGGUGGCGAGCGGCCUUGAACAGAUGUCGCCCUGGCCAUUAUCUUCAAUCACGGUCUCUCAAUAAUCUCGCCAUCAGCCUUCGAAACAGAGUCAGGCAGUGGGGGGUCCCGUCUGACCUUGAUGAGUCCGUCGUGCUCGCUCGGGCUGCACUAACCCGUCGUCCCCCCCGGCUUCGAGACAGAUUCAAGCAGCGGGGCGUCCCGUCUGACAUUGAUGAGUCCAUCGAGCUCCAUCGGGAUGCACUACUCCUUCGUCCCCCGGGUCAUGCUGAUCGAUGGCGGUCUCUCAACAAUCUCGCGGUCGGCCUUGCAGACAGAUUCAGGCAGCGGGGCGUCCCGUCUGACAUUGAUGAGUCCAUCGAGCUCCAUCGGGCUGCACUACUGCUUUGUCCUCCGGGUCAUUCUGAUCGAUCAAUGUCUCUCAACAAUCUCGCUGCCAGCCUUGCAGACAGAUUCAGGCAGCGGGGCGUCCCGUCUGACCUUGAUGAGCGCAUCAAGCUCGAUCGGGAGGCACUACUCCUUCGUCCCCCCGGUCAUUCUGAUCGAUCACAGUCUCUGAACAAUCUCGCUGCCAGCCUUGCAGACAGAUUCAGGCUGCGGGGUGUCCCGUCUGACAUUGAUGAGUCCAUCGAGCUCCUUCGGGCCGCACUACUCCUUCCUCCCCCCCACCUUGGACACAGAUUUAGGCAGCAAGGCAUCCCGUCUGACCUUGAUGAGUCCAUCGAGCUCCAUCAGGCCGCACUACUCCUUCGUUCCCCCGGACAUUCUGAUCGAUCAGAGUCUCUGAACAAUCUCGCUGCCCGCCUUCAAGACAGAUUCAGGCUGCGGGGCGUCCCGUCUGACCUUGAUGAGUCCAUUGAGCUCCAUCGCGCUGCACUACUCCUUCGUCCCCCCGGUCAUUCUGAUCGAUCACUGUCUCUCGACAAUCUCGCUGUCGGCCUUGGAGACAGAUUCAAGCAACGAGGCGCCCCGUCUGACCUUGAUGAGUGCAUCGAGCUCCAUCGGGCUGCACUGCUCCUUCGUCCCCCCGGUCAUUCAGAUCGAUCACGGUCUCUGAACAAUCUCGCUGCCAGCCUUGGAGACAGAUUCAGGCAGCGGGGCGUCCCGUCUGACAUUGACGAGCGCAUCGAGCUCGAUCGGGCUGCACUACUCCUUCGUCCCCCUGGUCAUUCUGAUCGACCAGAGUCUCUCAACAAUCUCGCUGCCAGCCUUGAAGACAGAUUCAUGCAGCGGAGCAUCCCAUCCGACCUUGAUGAGUCCAUCGAGCUCCUUCGGGCUGCACUACUCCUUCGUCCCCCCGGUCAUUCUGAUCGAUCACUGUCUCUCGACAAUCUCGCCCUCAGCCUUCGAGAUAAAUUCAUGCAGCGGGGCGUCCCGUCCGACCUUGAUGAGUGCAUCGAGCUCCAUCGGGAGGCACUACUCAUUCGUCCCCCGGGUGGUUCUGAUCGAUCAGUGUCUCUCAACAAUCUCGCUCUCAGCCUUGGAGACAGAUUCAGGGAGCGGGGCGUCCCGUCUGACCUUGAUGAGUCCAUCGAGCACCAUCGGGAGGCACUACUCCUUCGUCCCCCCGGACAUUAUCAUCGAUCAUACUCUCUCAAAAAUCUCGCCAACAGCCUUGGACACAGAUUCAGACAGCGGGGCGUCCCAUCUGACCUUGAUGAGUCCAUCGAGCUCCAUCGGGCUGCACUAUCCCUUCGUCCCCCCGGUCAUUCUGAUCGAUCACUGUCUCUCGACAAUCUCGCCCUCAGCCUUCGAGAUAAAUUCAUGCAGCGGGGCGUCCCGUCUGACCUUGAUGAGUGCAUCGAGCUCCAUCGGGCUGCACUACUCCUUCGUCCCCCCGGUCAUUCUGAUCGAUCACAGUCUCUCAAAAAUCUCGCCAACAGCCUUGCAGACAAAUUCAGGCAGCGAGGCGUACCGUCUGACCUUGAUGAAAUAUUUAGCCUGUUCUUGCAACUCACACACGUAUCCCAUGCAGUCUCUCGUGCUGAUCUUAUUGCCGCCAAGUCAUGGGCUACCACUGCUGAAGAGACAAACCAUAGUUCUGCAUUGCUCGCAUAUCAAACUGCAUUGACAUUCCUAGAUCAGCAUGUCAAUCUUUUGUCGUCUUCGUCACGUCAUUUCGAUGUCGUGAGGAUGGCUACGGCGUCCCUCGCUAUGGACGCCUUCUCGUGCAGCGUUCGUCAUGGUGCGCUGACAAGUGCCGUGGAACUGGUGGAGCAAGGUCGUGCAGUAUUCUGGACCCGGUUGGCACGCUUAAGCUCGCCGUUCGAUGGACUUUCCCUGGCCGGUGACACCGGCAGAGCUUUGGCGGAAGAAUUCAAGCAGCUGAGCUUUCGCCUUCGCACCGCAUUCGAUCAGUCUACUGAAGACCAGCCCCCACAAAUCCGACAACUGACCAUCCAAUGGAACGAUGUCGUCUCCCGCAUCCGCAUGCUCCCUGACUUAUCUCGGUUUCUCAUGCCUCCCAUGUUCUCUGACCUGCAGAAGGCCGCUGAAGAAGGCCCUGUCAUUAUCGUCAAUGCUAGUCAGUACAGCUGUGACGCCUUGAUUGUCCUAAGUGACCGGGAUCCUGUCCACGUUCCGAUUGAUAUCACGCAGACUGAAGUUUCUGAUUUGUCCUCCGAGUUUCAGUCCCUUUCAAAAGAAUUUGGUUCUUUUGACACCCAAUUCAAGCUUGUCAGCAUCCUUGGCAAACUUUGGCAUGGCAUCGUUGGCCCCAUAGUACAAGCCCUUGGGGUGUUAAAUAUUCACUCUGGCUCGCGUAUCUGGUGGUGUCCCACUGCUGAGUUCACUCUGCUUCCUCUACAUGCAGCGGGGCCCUAUGAAAAGAAGAGAGACAGUUUGACUCACAUCUACAUCUCCUCGUAUACCCCCACUUUGGCGACACUCGUUCGUGCGAGACAGCAGGUUUCUCGAGAUGUGUCCCCGCAACAUUUUGUUGCCAUUGGUCAAGGACAACCGGAGGGAGGGAAGCCACUCGAAUGUGUCGGUCCCGAGCUAGCCGUCGUCGCCCGGCGUCUCACGCCUGUCGUGUCGUCCUUCACGCAGCUGGAGGAUGGUGACGCAACAGUUGAAGGCGCGUUUGAUGCACUGAACCAUAACCAGUGGCUUCACCUGGCCUGCCACGGAAUGCCGAACCGACAACAACCAUUCGAAUCUUCCUUCGCAAUGCGUGAUGGGCCGUUGAUGAUCAAGGACAUCAUCCGAUCCAACUGGCAGAACCCGCAGUUUGCAUUCUUAUCGGCUUGCCACACUACCGUGGGCCAUGAGAAGAGUCCCGACGAGUCUAUCCAUCUCGCCGCGGCGAUGCAAUUCUCCGGAUUUCGCAGUGUGAUUGGUUCUAUGUGGUCCGUCGACGAUGAGGUUGCGCGGCAGGUUGUGUCUGCUUUUUAUGACAAGUUGGUGGAUGAUUCAGGGAGAUUGGACUGCACACGGGCUGCGGUGGCGUUGCACAAGGCUGUGAAAAAGUUGCGGCAUAAUAUUCCACUGGAACAGCAAAUCGUAUUUGUUCACAUAGGUGUCUGA
Molecule: messenger RNA, 3543 nt
Organism: Suillus subalutaceus
Lineage: Eukaryota; Fungi; Basidiomycota; Agaricomycetes; Boletales; Suillaceae
Product: TPR-like protein
Exons: 3
Coding region: 1-3543 (1180 amino acids)
Molecular function (GO): protein binding
Source: RefSeq, a predicted model, not a curated record